CAACAUAACAAUACCAAAAUCUAUGAUUAACUGGUAGUGACCUGUUGUUCAAUUUUUUUUGCUGUUAGGAUUACGUAAAAUAAACGUAAUGUUCGAGAAAGUAAUCAAAAGAAGUAAUGAACGUAACCGUUCGUGUAUAUUUUUUCGCAAAAGCUAAAGAGUUGGCGAAUAGAAAAGAAUCAUUUUUAACAAUCUCCAAUUCAUUAAGUUAUAAAGAUCUCUUCGAAGCUCUCAUUAAUCAAUUUAACUUAGUAGCAAUUAAAGACAAUAUAGUCUUAGCACUUAACGAACAACUUAUAGAUGAAAAUAGUGUGUUGGAAUUAAAAACGGGUGAUAUUCUUGCAAUUAUUCCUCCAUUGAGUGGUGGCUAACAAUGGAUUAUUUAAAAAUUACUGCAGAACCACUAUCAGUUGCAGACAUUAACAGUUUGGUUCUGUCUCCUGAUUGUGGUGCUGUUUCGAUGUUUAUGGGGACGACAAGAGAUAAUUUUGAAGGAAAAACUGUUGUUAAACUUGAAUAUGAAGCUUACGAAGAUAUGGCUUUUAAAUCUUUACAGAAAAUUUGUUCAGAUAUGAGAGGUAAAUGGCCGCAAAUUGUAAAUAUAGCAAUUUUUCAUCGAGUCGGGGAAGUUCCUGUAAAAGAAGCUAGUAUAAUAAUAGCUAUUUCAUCACCACAUCGUGAAGAUUCUUUACAAGCAACUCAAUGGUGUAUAGAUAUAGUUAAGAAAACAGUUCCAAUUUGGAAAAAAGAGGUUUACGAGGGUGGACUUGAACCUGUAUGGAAAGAAAAUAAAGAAUAUACACCUCCCUUAUUAAAUAACACUUCCGAUAAACCAGAAUUGAAUUUAAAUGUAGUUAAACAAGAUGUGGUUGUACCAACCACGCCAUCACAUUUGAUACAAAUUAAAUGUUCGAAAAAGGAAGUUGAGGAACGUAUUGAUAAAUUUAUUGAAAGGAAACGUAAUGAAAUAAAUCGAUGUAACGUUAGAGAUUUUUGUCGAAAAACUGCGAGUGGUGACGAUGAAGAAACUUCUUGUGCAAGAGUUGAUUCUGUUUUAAUAAAAAGAAAAGAUUCCAAAGGACAUUUACAGGUAAAUCGUGUUUACAACACUUACAAUAGAGACCAAACAAAUUCUGAUUAUCUAACAAAAUAUAUUCCUAAAAAUGGUGUCGAUGAAAGAAUUGAAAACUUGGAGAGUCAAUUGAGUUUAACUACACCAGUUCCAAGAAGUAUUUAUAUCCGAUUAAAAGAAUUAGAAAACCGUUUAUUAUAUUUGGAAUCAAUUUCCCCCGAAUACAUUCAAUUUUGGGAGAAAAAUACAACCAACAAAUCUUUUAAGAAAAAACGAAUUUAUAGUAUUCAAGAAGUUGAUCGAUUAAUUCUGGAAUUAGAAACAAAAAGACAAAAACGAUAACUUUUAAAAAGUGUAAUUUUUUUAACAAUAAAGAAUUCUUUAAAACAA
Molecule: messenger RNA, 1462 nt
Organism: Onthophagus taurus
Lineage: Eukaryota; Metazoa; Arthropoda; Insecta; Coleoptera; Scarabaeidae
Gene: Mocs2B
Product: Molybdenum cofactor synthesis 2B
Biological process (GO): Mo-molybdopterin cofactor biosynthetic process
Cellular component (GO): cytosol; molybdopterin synthase complex
Molecular function (GO): molybdopterin synthase activity
Source: RefSeq, a predicted model, not a curated record